Lachnellula hyalina is the source of this 585-nucleotide messenger RNA. RefSeq names its product Nucleoside diphosphate kinase (gene ndk1). Gene Ontology annotation, molecular function: nucleoside diphosphate kinase activity. The record is from RefSeq and is a predicted model, not a curated record. Gene Ontology annotation, biological process: UTP biosynthetic process; GTP biosynthetic process; CTP biosynthetic process. The transcript is spliced from 7 exons. Lineage: Eukaryota; Fungi; Ascomycota; Leotiomycetes; Helotiales; Lachnaceae. Bases 1 to 585 code for a protein of 194 amino acids.
AUGAGCGAUCAACAACCACCACGUAAAGAUCCUCCCAUUUUCAAACACUUGAGCCCCAAGACUCAAGGUUUCCUACGAGCCUCCGCACCCCAAAGAGACGAACACGCAAGACUCAACGACAACACCAUGUCUACCGAACAGACCUUCAUUGCUAUCAAGCCUGAUGGCGUCCAGCGUGGACUCGUUGGCCCCAUUAUCACCCGAUUUGAGGCUCGUGGAUACAAGCUCGCUGCUAUCAAGCUCAUGACCGCCAGCAAAGAGCACCUCGAGCAGCACUACGAGGAUCUCUCCACCAAGCCAUUCUUCCCAGGACUCAUCAAGUACAUGGGUUCCGGACCAAUCUGCGCUAUGGUUUGGGAAGGUCGUGAUGCUGUCAAGACCGGCCGAACUCUCCUCGGUGCCACCAACCCUCUCGCCUCUGCGCCAGGUACCAUCCGUGGUGACUACGCCAUCGAUGUCGGCCGCAACGUCUGCCACGGCUCCGACAGCGUCGAGAACGCCAAGAAGGAAAUCGCUCUUUGGUUCAAGGAGGGAGAGGUCCAGUCAUGGAAGUCUGCUCAGCACGACUGGGUCUACGAGAAGUAG